Messenger RNA from Ipomoea triloba (trilobed morning glory), 1877 nucleotides. Its product is annotated as F-box/kelch-repeat protein At3g23880-like. The record is from RefSeq and is a predicted model, not a curated record. Lineage: Eukaryota; Viridiplantae; Streptophyta; Magnoliopsida; Solanales; Convolvulaceae. The transcript has a single exon. Bases 216 to 1454 code for a protein of 412 amino acids. Gene Ontology annotation, molecular function: protein binding.
GCCUUUGUUCUUUCAUUUUUAAUGAAUGACCUUGUCAACGCUGUGGGGGCCACAGCAUUGACCUUUCAAUAUUUUGUACAGAGCAAGCUUCUUCCCGAGUAAGCUAGCGGAGUUGGAGAAGUCAACAAAUUCGCCAUUAAAAUCUCAAGCUUCUUAAUGGAUAACAUCAUAUCACAUUAUCACUGAUAUCAGCAACAACAAAAGAUAGAUAGAUAAUGGAUAUCAGAAAUCUUCCGCAAGAGGCCAUUGAAGAGAUCCUCUCGAGGUUGCCACCCAAACCACUAGGAAGAUGCAAAUGCGUCUCUAAAUCCUGGCACAAUUUGAUCUCCAGUAGAAAUUUCGUCAAGAAACAUCUCGAUCGAACCCUAGCCGAUAAUCCCCCCGAAAACCCUUUCAGAAUCCUCACGUAUUGGUGCUACGAGUCGCUGGAUUUUGAGUCGCCGUCCGCUCUCCACUCCGCCGCCGACCCCUACGCCGACUCCGACGCCGUGGUGAACCUCGACGAUCCUCUCGGCCCCGAGGAUGGCCCCGAGGAUCCCUGCAUAGAUCGCCGCGUCAUCGGCUCCUGCGACGGCCUGGUUGCUCUGUUGUACAAAUACGACGACGUAGAAAGAAUCAUUCUCUGGAACCCUUGUAUAAAAUUGGCGCGAGAGUUGCCGGGCCCACCACCUUCUCCUCCUCACGCAAACCCCGCCGCGUUUUACGGAUUCGGUUACGACGCCUCCGUAGACGAUUACAAGGUCGUUUGGGUUGUCCGCUCCAAAUCAACCAACCAAACAACCGCCCACGUCUUCUGCAUAUACGGCGGCGAUUCCUGGAGGACGAUUAACGGCCCCGAUAAGAGCAUCGCCGUCCACGAAUUAGAAACCGCUUAUAACCAUGGACCGAUGGGGACUUUACUACACGGCGGUUUACACUGGCUAGCCGACCGAGGAGGAGAUAACGGCGGAUUGAUACUCCGUUUCGAUUUGACUGCGGAAACAUUCAGGGAGAUGCCUCAACCUAUUACGGGAGAUCCGAACAAAACUUUCGAGUUUCUUUGGGUUGCAAAGGAUCGUUUGGGUUUACUGUCCACUCCUAACUUCAUUGACUGUAACAUUGAGUUCUGGGCGAUGGAGGAAUAUGGUGUCGGCGCGUCGUGGUCGAAAUUGUUCUCCACCGGCGACAGUCUGGAGUUCGGUGAACACGUAGCCCCUUUGUGCGUUGCGAGGAAUGGGGAUUUGAUAAUCGAUCUUGAUGGAUAUAGUACGGUGAGGUACAACGUAGGAGAGAAGAGAUUUGAAUAUCUGAAUAUGAAUCACCCCGAUAUGCAUCAGUGCAGCGUGUAUGUGCAAACCAUGGUCUCCCCUUAUAAAAUGCCAAAAACAACCCUCGGAUACAGUGGCGGAGCCAGAAAUCUUCUCAAGUGGGGGCGAACCGGCAAAAGAUUAAAACAAAUAAAAUCCAAUAAAUGACAAAUGGGAUUCCCUGUAGGAUUGGGGAUGGCAAUUCAACCCAUAUAUUAUAUUUAUAUAUAAUAAUAAAUUAUAAAAUAUGCAUAUCUAGAAUAUCUUGACUGUGAUUAUGAGCAUGAAAUAGAAAGUGUAGAACAUGUGUUGUAUGUAGGUGUAAUUUGCCCAGAGAAAAUGGAGUUCAAGGUGUGGAGUUGAUAGAGAGAGGGAACAAUGUGAUAUAAUGUAAUAUAAAUUUGUAUAAGCCAAAGUUGAUAGCAAAGGAAUAUUUAGGAAUCAUAUAGAUACAAUAACAGUAUCACUAUUGCUUUUGCUAGGAGUAUUAUUGGAACCAAAUCCAUUAUCUUGUAGAUCUAGUUACAUUUUCUCUGGUUUUUAAUUAGUAAAGCAGGUAUCCGUAUUAAUAAGAUUUUUUUUUUUUGAAAA